CUUGUCUUGUUGCCUCUCUCUCUUAUUCUUCUCUUCGACCGUUUCUUCGCCGACAAGAAGAAGAAGGCUCCCCGCGGCUGCGGCGGCGGCGGCGACCAGCCCUUCCCCUUCUCCUGCUUCGACAGUUCGCCGCCAUGGCCACUCGGUUUCUGCCUCUGGUGCGCCGCGGCCUUGCCGGCGUCCUGAAUCAAUCGCCCGCGCCCGCGUCCACCCGAGGAUUCUUGUUUCCUGCACCUGUGACUGCUGGCAUAAGAUCUCUGCAAACUAUCAUGGAAGCAAGCAAUAAUGCUUCAGAUGACCGUAACCAGGACAUAGAGGAUUCCAAAACCGACACCGUGCCAGCUACGGUCCCUUCAUCGGAUUCCGGCUUCAAAGUUAGAGAUACAUCAAACUUGAAGAUCUCACCGAGACACGACCUCGCCAUGAUCUUUACGUGCAAGGUUUGCGAGACCAGGUCUAUGAAGAUGGCGAGCAAGGAAUCAUAUGAGAAAGGAGUGGUGGUCGCUCGUUGCGGCGGCUGCAAUAAUUUCCACCUGAUCGCGGAUAGGCUUGGCUGGUUUGGGGAGCCAGGAAGCAUCGAAGACUUUCUAGCCGAACAAGGAGAGGAGGUGAAGAAAGGCUCAACAGAUACUCUUAACUUCACUCUUGAGGACUUGGUUGGGUCUCAGGCUAAUGAUAAGGGCCCUUCUGAUAAAAAAUAGAUUUCUCUUCAGUAUGGCUUUGGGUCAAGACAACUUAAAAAAGGUUAACUCCUAAGGAAAUCCACAAGUUUUUUACUCGAUAUCAUGACUUCUCAAGGUGGAGUAGUCCAACUUUUUGCACUUGUUAGUUCUGAUGUUAUUGCAGUGUAAUUGUCAAUUCUCAACCUUGUGGCUAAGUCCACCGUGUGGCUUUGGUAAAUUUAUUGUAGUGGACACGACCCGAUUAUGUACUAGGCUGUGUGUCAUAGUUUUGUGAUGUUCUUGACAAAAGUAACAAAACUAAUUAUGGAAAUGUUUCCCUUUGAAUCA
This is a messenger RNA of Oryza sativa Japonica Group (Japanese rice), 1010 nucleotides long. RefSeq lists its product as uncharacterized. Gene Ontology annotation, biological process: protein folding; protein stabilization; protein import into mitochondrial matrix. Gene Ontology annotation, cellular component: mitochondrion. Lineage: Eukaryota; Viridiplantae; Streptophyta; Magnoliopsida; Poales; Poaceae. Gene Ontology annotation, molecular function: zinc ion binding; protein-folding chaperone binding. The record is from RefSeq and is a predicted model, not a curated record.